Messenger RNA from Pseudo-nitzschia multistriata, 989 nucleotides. The record is from the annotation of a GenBank genome assembly. NCBI's taxonomy places the organism in Eukaryota, Bacillariophyta, Bacillariophyceae, Bacillariales, Bacillariaceae.
CGGAUGAUGCCUCCGAGCAAUCCUCCGAGGUAGAAGAACCUCCCGAGAUUGACGAAGAACAACCAGAGUCAGCGGAUGAUGCCUCCGAGCAAUCCCCCGAGGUAGAASAACCCCCCGAGAUUGACGUARAACAACCCCGCGAUGAAGAGGAGUCCAAAYCUAUCGAACAAAAUCGCUCGGAUAUCAAAUCACUCAUGAAGUCGAAAAAGGAAAGCGACACCUACUCCCUGGCCGAAGACGUGUACGCCUUCAUUUUUGUCGCUCCGGUAUCGAGCUAUCCGUUCAUUUUCUCUUCGUACGUGGUCCUCACCAAGAUCAUCUGCUAYGCAAUUCUUGUGGAGGACAUCAGUUGGGAAAGCAMCGUUAGAUACAGCRCAARUUCUACCGCGGUCAAGUUCUUCUUGGUUCCAGUCGCAGUGGCGAUGCAAGAAGAUUUGAUUCAGUGUUUCUCURGCUUUGCAAACAUCKUKUACGAUCCACAGAUCCUCGAAACCCACAAGUCCGCAACGRAAGUCAAAUACAURCUGUCGUCUUUGCUGAGGCUCAUAGACGGUAUCCUUUCGCUUGUCGUGAACUUUUAUGUAAUGCUGASCACUACCGAAGUUUUGAGCGUCUUUCUCAACUUUGCGGCCCUCCAAUUCCUCCAAUCGAUUGACGAUAUUUUCUACGAAUUGGUGACCCUCGGAUUUUUUGGCGACGAGAUGGAACACUGGGCGACCCAGUGCGAGGAAGUUGAGCUACGCCGACGCGUUGGCCCAAAUGACAAACWGAUAUUCAAGCGUUUGAAGAUGAGUCACUUAGAUUCGUUACUGUUUGGAUUCACGCUGCUCGUUUGUCUUAUCACUUAUGCGAUCACUAUGGCAGGUGUGAAAUCAWACUUCAAAYAUUAUUCACCACCAGAGGAAUCUUUUUAGAUUGUUCUUACGAUGCUGUGCGAAUCAACAAAAAAGAAUGCAGAUCUGUARCAUUAAUAGACCUUGUAAGUGAUG